Molecule: messenger RNA, 177 nt
Organism: Cercocebus atys (sooty mangabey)
Lineage: Eukaryota; Metazoa; Chordata; Mammalia; Primates; Cercopithecidae
Exons: 2
Source: RefSeq, a predicted model, not a curated record
UCACUGCAACCUCCGCCUCCCAGGUUCAAGCGAUUCUCCUGCCUCAGCCUCCCUAGUAGCUGGGACUAUAGAGUUUUGCGCUUGUUGCCCAGGCUGGAGUGUAAUGGCGCGAUCUCAGCUCACAGCAACCUAUGCCUCCCGGGUUCAAGUGAUUCUCCUGCCUCAACCUCCAAGUAG